Messenger RNA from Penicillium lagena, 1161 nucleotides. RefSeq names its product bZIP transcription factor. Gene Ontology annotation, molecular function: DNA-binding transcription activator activity, RNA polymerase II-specific; transcription cis-regulatory region binding. Bases 1 to 1161 code for a protein of 386 amino acids. The transcript has 4 exons. NCBI's taxonomy places the organism in Eukaryota, Fungi, Ascomycota, Eurotiomycetes, Eurotiales, Aspergillaceae. Gene Ontology annotation, cellular component: RNA polymerase II transcription regulator complex. The record is from RefSeq and is a predicted model, not a curated record.
AUGGUCUCCAUGGUCGAGACCUCCAACGAGCACAAUGACACGGUCAUGGAACCGAUGCCGAAGACCGAGCCCGGCCAGGAUGGCUCGCUGAGCUCCAUGUCCACCCCGGACGCCGAGGCAGAGCCCAUGACACAGGAUCCCGCCCAGACGCAGAAGAGGAAAGGUGGUCGCAAGCCGAUCUACGCCACCUCCGAGGAACGCAAGCAGCGCAACCGUCAGGCGCAGGCGGCAUUCCGCGAGCGUCGGACAGAGUACAUCCGCCAGCUGGAGACCACCAUCAAGCGGAAUGAAGACUCUUUGCAGAGUCUGCAGCAGAGCCAUCGCAGCGCCGCCGAUGAGUGCCUGAUGCUGCGAUAUAAAAACUCUCUGUUGGAGCGGAUUCUCCUUGAAAAGGGUAUCGAUGUGCAAGCAGAGUUACGGCUGAAGACCGGCGCCCCCGGGGCCUCGGCCAAACCAAAUCCACCAAUGCCCAAAUCCGCACCUGGUGCACCCCGUUCUGCGCAACGGCAUCCCGCAGGCAUCGCCUCCAAGCCCGAGGCGUUCGGCAUGUCGCAGCGAGAGGGUGCUUAUGGCAUUCCGUCCCCACAAUUCCAGGCCACGCCGACUUCCCACGUCUCGUCGCCGUCACAAACCAAGUCACCCGGCUUCGGUUUUCACGGCGCCAUGUCUCCCGUCACCGUCGAGUCGCAGGGUACGGGUCGCCCGCAGCUACUGCCGCAGCCUCGGGCCUUCAACCACCAAACGUCGCCGCCGGCCAUCAGCAUGCCCCAAACUGACCCGGCCGAUCCCAAACCUCGAGGGCCAGGAGCCAUGGGGCCGCGCGGGUCGCGAGUCGCAGCAGCAUACUAUCCGUCGCCAUUCCAAAAGCACUACGAUCAACUUGAACAAGAAUACGAUGCACAGGCCGAUCUGGUCGACGAGGACCACGAUGGGUCCGUAAAUACCCCCUAUGUGUCCGGGUUUACCCCCCAGUCGGUAGCCUCGGGCUCGCAGAGCAUCGCGGGCUUUAAUGCCCCGGGCAGCGACGGAGCCGGGGGGUUCGGAAACAACAACCAGCUGCUAGGCCAGUAUGAGCCAAUGCUCGAUGCGGAUCCGUUCGGACUGAGUGCCAGCAUGCACUUCCCAACUCCCUUCAACUACGAGCAAAGCAACCGCAACUGA